UCUCGCUCAGAAAUGGUACGUGCCGGAUUCUGCGUCAUCCAUUGUUUACAAAUCAACCCUUGAGCUGUUUCUGUUGGGCAGCGUGGCGGACGCCGGCUAAACGGUCCCGUCUAUUUGAAUAAAAACAACCUUUACGACUGGAUAUUUGUUAUCUGGAGCAAUAUUAAAAAUGCCCUGUCGAAAGGAGAACUAUAUCUUUUUGGAACAGUCGGUAACGGUGGAUUCUAAGGAAGUAGACGCGCUCGUGUCGAAAAUCGGCGAGGCGCUGCAGCUUCACAACAAUAGCUCGAGCCAGAAGGCGAUGUCACGUCUACACGGUCUCGCGAGCAGCAGACCUAACGUCAACGGCAGCAACAACGGCAGCAGCGCGGGGGGCGCUCAGCGGUGCAUCCGUCUCCGCAGCCGGAAUUUACGUACCAGCCGGGCCAGUCCGUACAACCCACCCGGAUCCAACGAUCAGGAAUGGGACCAUUUCAGAUCCUCGUGGAACCGAAAGAAAAUCGACGAGGACAAUCCGCACCAGCUCCUCCAGGAACUCAUAUUGUCGGGGAAUCUGAUCAAGGAAGCGGUCAGACGACUUCAGUUUUCCUCGGAACCAACGGAGCACGACAUCUCCAAAUCUGUAGACUGACUUGGCGAGCCCGCAGAUGCAUGAAAGUCCUGACGUUUUCAGAUCUCAUUGUCAUACGUUGGUUUUACAAACUUUGAAAUCACACCCUUUUGAUUUUUCUAUUGUAUAUUGAUGAGAUGGAGACGUUAUGUAUUUGGACUCUUUUGUAAUGUGACCCUACCUUAUUCACCCAUUUUAAACCUCAGUGUUUGGAUUGAAAUGCAAAUGUGAUGCAAAAAUCUAAUGGUUUAUAGCAAUGCAUUUUAUUAUAGUACUAACUGGCCUGGUACUAACUUGGUUUGUCCUAGAAUGGUGCAUCAUGUUUUGGUUUGCUGGAGUUCAGCACUGUGUGUCAGUAGCAAACAAGAACUGCUCAACUGCUUUGUUUACAAUGUAGAUGUGCUCGGGCUGCCGGUUUGCAGUCCUCGCCUAGAUCAGGCAACGGGUCACACUUUUUGUUUACUCAUUUUGAAACUAUGUUUGGAUACCGAGAUAUCACUAUUUUGAUUUCAAACUGGCCCUGUGUGCAGGGCCCUUGUUCUCUGUCCCUUUGAUUUCCAUGUGAGGAGCAAGGCCAACACUCCUUCUCAAAGAGAAAAUAAGAUCAAACUCAUAUGUGUGUGGGUAAAUGUGUUUUACACGGGGAUGUGAUCACGACACAAUGACUCUGUGGUGCUUUUUGAUUCCAGUGUGGAGUUCUCAUGUUUUUUUUUGUUCGUUUUCACUCUGUGUAUGCUUCGCAACGAAGUGUUUUUAAUAACUCUGAUUGUUCAGAGAGUUUGGUGUCUAAUAAACAUGGUGUUUUU
Onychostoma macrolepis is the source of this 1416-nucleotide messenger RNA. It is a transcript of the gene gbp, whose product is annotated as glycogen synthase kinase binding protein. The record is from RefSeq and is a predicted model, not a curated record. NCBI's taxonomy places the organism in Eukaryota, Metazoa, Chordata, Actinopteri, Cypriniformes, Cyprinidae. The coding region runs from base 170 to 631 and encodes 153 amino acids. The transcript has a single exon. Gene Ontology annotation, cellular component: cytoplasm.